AUAUUUUAUAGUUUAUUGAAGACAAUUAUUGUCUUUGUUAAUGUUAAUGGCCAAUUGAUUUCGCAUUAGUAGAAAUUAGGGUUUGGUCGACAGUUGUGUUAUAAUAACCUAUAUAAAUACUAUUUUGACGUUUUUCACUGUCAAUUGUUUAUAGAAUCUAAUAACAUAGUUAUUAGAAAAUCCAUAUGAAAUUUUUGACGAAUUGUUAGUUAAAAAUAAAAAUGGUUAAAUUAUAUGCUUUAACAAUACUGUACAAAGGUCCAACAUCAGCGACAGCUUUAAAAUCUGUUUAUGACGUUGAUUCAUUUUCCUAUUUUCAACGUGGAAGUGUCAAAGAAUUUAUGGGAUUUGUGAGUAAGACAAUAACUGAGAGAACUCAAAUUGCAUCACGACAAAGUGUUAAAGAAGGAGAAUAUAUGUGUCAUGUUUACGUAAGAGGUGACAGUUUAGCUGGCGUUUUAAUUUCGGAUCAUGAAUAUCCGAACAGAGUGUCACAUACACUUAUUACCAAAGUAUUAGAUGAAUUUGCAGCAAAGUAUCCUUCUAAUUCAUGGCCAACAUUGAAUGAACCGACUUGUGAUUUUCCACAAGCUAAUGUUUAUCUUGCUAAGUAUCAAAAUCCUCGGGAAGCUGACUCAUUGACUAAAAUGCAAAAUGAUCUGGACGAAACUAAAAUCAUACUUCACAGCACUUUAGAAGCAGUAUUACAAAGAGGUGAAAAAUUGGAUGAUUUAGUUCAAAAAUCAGAAGGUCUGAGUAUACAAUCUAAAGCAUUUUAUAAAACUGCACGUAAAACUAAUUCUUGCUGCAGUUUGACAGCUUAAAAUAUCAUAUAUUCAUGGUAUAUACCUAACAAAUGUACAAUAAAGACGUUUACAUAAAUUAUAUUAUAUAUAAAUAUCAUUAUAUAUAUAUAUAUA
This is a messenger RNA of Cotesia glomerata, 920 nucleotides long. RefSeq names its product synaptobrevin homolog YKT6 (gene Ykt6). The transcript is spliced from 4 exons. Lineage: Eukaryota; Metazoa; Arthropoda; Insecta; Hymenoptera; Braconidae. Gene Ontology annotation, cellular component: Golgi apparatus. Gene Ontology annotation, biological process: endoplasmic reticulum to Golgi vesicle-mediated transport. The record is from RefSeq and is a predicted model, not a curated record. The coding region runs from base 222 to 824 and encodes 200 amino acids. Gene Ontology annotation, molecular function: SNAP receptor activity.